CGUUGAGAAGCAGCAGUGCGGCGCUUUGUGUAAAAAAGGAGAGAAAAACAGAAAAGAAAAGAAUGGAGGAGGAAAAAGGAACGUUUAGUGAACGUGUGAAUGAACUGGAGAUCAAAGUGGAAGUAAGUGAUCAUCUGCUUGAGGAGGAAAGAACGAUCUUCAACAAGACCACAAGAAAGAUAGAGAAGGCAUGGCAGAACAUCGGGAUGCAGAAAGCAGAAAUUGAAGCACAAAGAGAGGAAUUUGAGAAAGAAAAAGAGAAAAAUGUAUUGAUUCAGGCCUACAGAGAGAGACUGGCUGAAAAACAACUCAAAAGGCUGAAAGGGAAAAUGGACAGCCAGGAGAACGUGAGAAGGAUGGUGGUAGAUCAGGAGUGGAGGAAUAUUGAGGAAGAGAAAAGAAAGAUUGAGGAGGCGCAGAACACCAUUAAAAGAAAUAAAAAGGUGUCUGAGAAAGAGAUAAGGAAGCAGAGGAAGAAGGCUGAGAGAGAGGAGAAUGAAAGAAAACAGGAUACAAUGACGAAAGAUGAUAUUCUGGCCCUAGUGAGAGAAGAGAUACUCUGGCAGAAAGAGAAAGAGGUGAGAGAGGAGAGAAAGAGAGAGGAGAGGAAGGCUGCAAAGCUGAAAAAGAAGAUCAUGGAGCAAGUCAGAGCAGAGAUAGAGAGAGAAGUGGGCAGAAGACAGGAAGAGAGAGAGAGAGAAGAGAAAAAGAGGAGAAAGAAGCAGAGGAGAGUGGAGAUGGAGAAAGCCCGGAGAUUGAUGGAUGAAGAGAGGGAAUCAAUAAUGAGGCAGAUAGAAACUGAAAGGAUGCAACGAUAUAGCCUGAAUGAUAAUAUCCUACAGCGGAUCACCAAGAGACUCAGGAAGGUCUGUUCUGGGAUCUGUUCAAGGAUCUGUCCUGGCUUUUCAGAGAUCUGUUCAAGGAUCUUUGCUGAUUCUUCAGAGAUCUGUUCAAGGAUAUGGUCAAGGAUCUGCUCCUCAGAGAUAUUUUCAAGGAUCUGCUCCUCAGAGAUAUUUUCAAGGAUCUGCUCUUGCUCUGAAGAGAUGUCUUCAAGGAUCCGCUCUUGCUCCUCAGAGAUAUUUUCAAGGAUCUGCUCCUCAGAGAUAUUUUCAAGGCUCUGUUCUUGCUCUUCAGAGAUGUUUUCAAGGAUCCGCUCUUGCUCUUCAGAGAUAUUUUCAAGGAUCUGCUCCUCAGAGAUAUUUUCAAGGAUCUGCUCCUCAGAGAUAUUUUCAAGGCUCUGCUCUUGCUCUUCAGAGAUGUUUUCAAGGAUCCGCUCUUGCUCUUCAGAGAUGUUUUCAAGGAUCCGCUCUUGCUCUGAAGAGAUGUUUUCAAGGAUCCACUCUUGCUCUGAAGCAAUGUUUUCAGGGAUCCACUGUUGCUCUGAAGAGAUGUUUUCAGGGAUCCGCUCUUCAGAGGUGUUUUCAAGGAUCUGCUCUUGCUCUGAAGAGUUGUCUUCAAGGAUCUGCUCGUGCACUGAAGAGAUGUUUUCAGGGAUCCGUUCUUGCUGUGAAGAGAUGUCUUCAAGGAUCUGCUCUUGCUGGGAAGAGAUCUUUUCAAGGAUCUGCUCCUGUUUUUAUGAUCUGGAAGCAAGGUUCUCUUUGUAGAAGAGAUCUUCAGGGUUCCCCUG
This is a messenger RNA of Colossoma macropomum (tambaqui), 1627 nucleotides long. RefSeq lists its product as uncharacterized. Lineage: Eukaryota; Metazoa; Chordata; Actinopteri; Characiformes; Serrasalmidae. Bases 63 to 1604 code for a protein of 513 amino acids. The record is from RefSeq and is a predicted model, not a curated record. The transcript has 2 exons.